GUCUGGACUGUUCUGCCCCUACUUGUGCUCACGCUGCUGACUGUCGCCUGCAGGGAUGAAGAGUGGAGAGCUGAGUCUGUGAGAACGGGUGAUCGUGGUGUGGUGGUGUCCUGCAUUGUGACGCUGUGACACCGGGGGUCUGUGGAUACCGCUGCUGUGUGAAACACCCAACAACGCAUCAAGCUGGAUGUGCCACAGGUGGACAGAGGCGGUCUGUGGGCAGCCGCACGAAGAGGAAAUCCCCAGAUCAUGAAGAUGUGGAACUGGGUUUUCACUGUGGGUGUCCUGCUGUCUUCCAUCAAACUUGCUGAAGCUCAGGGUAGGUGUAAUAAUCUGCAGGCAGCAGACAUUGUGUUCCUGAUCGAUGGCUCUUCCAGUAUUGGACGCGCAAACUUCAUUCAGGUGAAAAACUUUAUGGCUGAUAUUGUGAAGCCUUUUGCCAGUUCUGUCAGCGAGUCAGGGGUCCGGGUUGGAGCUGUACAAUACAGUGAUACAUCAAGGGUGGAGUUCAACUUUAAUACACACCUAACAGGCACCGAUGUUGUCAAUGCCGUGCAAAAUAUAAAUUAUAAAGGUGGAAACACAAGGACUGGAGCUGGUCUAAAGUAUGUUUCUGAUAACUUCUUCAACCCUACCUCCACCCGAGAUGUCCCAAAGGUCACCAUUCUGAUCACAGAUGGGAAAUCACAAGACCAAGUAGAGGAACCAGCUCAGAAGCUACGUAGUCAGGGAGUUAACAUUUUUGCAGUUGGUAUCAAGAGUGCAGACAGGAGUGAACUUGCUCAGGUUUCCUCAAAGCCCAGCAGUGAUUUCACUACGUUUGUAGGAGACUUUAAGCUGCUGAAUACUCUCCUUCCUCUUGUGAGCCCAAAAGUGUGCUCAGCUGCAGGGGGAGUGUAUGCAAGUGAUGAGGCCUUUUCAGGUCCAUCUGAUCUUCAGUUCACUGGUCAAACAACUGAUUCUCUCCGAUUUCGAUGGAGUCCUGCAGGGGGCCCUGUGAGCGGCUAUGCCAUCCAGUAUGUGCCCCUCUCUGGUCUGGGUCAGCCAAUUGUUGCAGAAUUAAGAGAGGAAAGGCUCUCUGCCAGUCAGAGGACGUUCACUGCACGAGAGCUCAAGUCAGGAACAGAUUACCUGGUGACUGUCAUCGCCCAGUACCCCAACAGUGUUGGAGAGUCUGUUUCUGCAAAGCAGCGAACCAGAUCAUUACCAGGAGUCUCCAGCCUACGUUUGGUGCAGGCCGGGUUCUUCUCCCUCUCUAUUGAAUGGGAUAAACCAUCAUCUUCGCUGCAGGGCUAUAGGCUCACCUAUGGGCCACGAGGACAACCAGCGGCUCAAUUGUUGGAGCAGUCGCUGUCUGCAGAUACCACCUCUAUCACGUUGGAGUCUCUUCAGCCUGACACAGAGUAUGUCAUCAACCUUUACCCUCUGUUCUCCAGAAACGGUGCUUCCCCAUCUGUCCUCAAUGCUCGAACAUUGGUCCUGGAGGCAGUGCAGCAGUUAACAGUUGAGACUAUGUCAGAAAGCAGUAUUCGUGUGAACUGGAGACGAGUCACUGGUGCACGAGCAUACCGUUUGGUAUGGGGACCAUUUACAGGUCGCACUGUGGAGACUGUGGAAGUGGCAGGUGACACUGAGCUCUAUACUUUGUCUAGCCUGCAGCCUGAUACAGAGUACAUUGUCACCAUUAUCCCACUGUAUGAGGGCAACACUGAGGGGCCCAGAGCUACAGCCAGAUUCAAGAUAGAACGUCAAGAACAGCAGGUCCUCACAGCAGCAACCACAGGACCAUCCUCAAUCCGCCUAAACUGGAGAGUGAUCCGGGCUGCUAGAGGCUAUCGCCUGGAGUGGAGGGAGGGAGAAGGAAGUCCUAUCCAGAGCCUGUCCUUUCCUCAAAGCUCCACCAACUAUGAGCUAACAGGGCUCCAACCAAAUACAGAGUACAUCUUCACGCUAUACACGCUGUAUGAGGGCCGUGAAGAGGCCACACCUGUGUCCACUGAAGACAGAGAGAAGCAGCCAGUAGGAAGUGUGUCCAACCUGAGAGUGGUGGAGUCCCUUGGGAGCACAGUCCGCAUUGGGUGGACGGGUGUGGCAGGGGCCACACAGUACCGGAUUGUUAUCUUGAACACUGAGGAUGAAACAGAGACAAUCCAGGUUAUUCCUGGAAACCAGAGGAUCCUCGACUUAAGCGAUCUGACAGUGGGCGUUUCAUACGGUGUUAGCGUCACCGCAUUGGUAGGAGUUAAUGAAGGAAAGACAGUUACUGUCUACAUCAAACCAGAGCCAGCUGCAGGGAGAGUGACCAAUCUCAGAAUAACAAAUGUAAACAGUCGGAGAAUCCGCAUUGUCUGGCAAGGUGUUACUGGUGCAACAGGUUAUAGAGUUACCUGGAGACAAGGCAACAAUGCAGAACAAUCUCGUCUUCUGGGACCGGAGCCUACCCUUUUCACUAUUGAUGGCCUGCAACCAGAUGAGGCUCUUGUAAUUGGUGUCGCCCCUAUUGUUAAUCAACGUGUUGGUGAAGCCGUCACUCUGUCUGCAAGAACAAAUCCCUCUAGUGGAGCAUUGUCUGGGCUUCGCAUUACUGAAAUCUCAUCACAGAGUAUACGAAUUGCAUGGUCACCCUUUUCUCGGGCUACUGGAUAUAAGAUCACUUGGAGCCGUGAAGAUGGAACUGAAACAACACGAACCAUAGGUGCAGAUGUCUCUUCCUACAUCAUAGAUGGACUUCGGCCUAACUCAGCGUACACUGUACAGGUUUCUACUCUUGUUGGCUCUCGGGAAGGAACUCCAGCUAUUCUCAGGGUUAGAACAGAAUCAGAAUCGUUGGUGGGAACAGUAACAUCGCUUCAAGUACAGGAAACCCGAGGGGAAGUGGUCCGAGUUUCCUGGGUUGGGGUCCAGGGAGCAACAGCCUACCGCGUCACUUGGAGGAGAAUUGAUGAUGGGGUAGAACAAAGCCAGCUGGUGAGUAGAGAUGUGACAUCUCUGGAUUUGGACCAACUUGAUCCCGGCGUUCAGUAUGAGGUUCAGGUCGUCGCUUUAGUAGAAAACAGAGAAGGCGCGCCUGUUUCUGUCAGAGUCACCACACCUGGUUAUGUCACCCCACCUUCGCCACUACCAAACACCACUUUACGAGCCACAGAGGUUACUCAGGAUUCCGUGCGGCUGAGCUGGGCUCUCCUUCCUGGUGCCACAGGAUACAUUCUUCGAUGGAAAGAGGAGACAGAUGUGGGUAGGGGACUGUCUGUCACGCUGCCUGCAUUGUCCAGCUCGUACCUGGUGACCGGGCUGCGUUUGGGCCGCAGAUACAGAUUCACCAUCCAGCCUACUUUUGUAGGCGGAGUUUCAGCCGAGACUUUUGUAGAUGAACGCACAGUGUGUCUGGGUGGACGUCUUGAUGUGGUGUUUCUGGUGCCUGCAUCCACUGAUCGGGCUGACCUGGCUAGACCGCUGAGGGACCUUGUUACCAGUGCGGCAGGGUCACUUGCUGCUAUUGGGCCUCAAGACUCUCAGGUAGGGGUGGUUGUAUACAGUUUUAGACCCAAAAGCUGGUUCCUGCUCAGUCGUCAUUCCAGAUCUGACACACUGCUCCAAGAGAUCCAGUCAACACCCUUUGAUGAAAGCCCAGGGAACAACAUAGGUGAGGCGGUGAGGUUCACCCGGCAAUACAUGCUGACCCCCACAGCUGGAAGGAGGCCCAGGGUGCCUGGAGCAAUCGUGAUCAUUGCUGACAGAAAAUCUGUGGACAACCUGACCCUUGCAGUCAGCAGCCUAAGAGAUGCAGGCGUGACGGUGCUAGCAGUGGGUAUAGACCAAGCUGACAGAGAGGAACUGCGGCUGGCUGUGACGGAUCGAAACCCACAGAACAUUCUGUACGCUAGUACGGCAGAACGUCUGAACACACUACAUGCUGAUUUGGCUGACUUGCUUUGUGGGAUCGCCAGAAUUCCAGAGGUGAUUCCUGGUCCAGAGCAGUGUACUGUACAGUGUCCUCAGGGUGAAAAGGGAGAUCGUGGUCAGAAGGGUGAAAGAGGCAGAGACGGCACAGAUGGACGCAAGGGUGAGCCUGGCCGUGAUGGUUUGCCUGGGAGGGAGGGUCCCAGGGGACCAGAAGGUCGACCAGGAACACCAGGAAGACCUAUCCCUAUUAACCCUUCCCAGGUUAUAAAAGGGGAAAAGGGGGAGAGAGGUUUUCCUGGAGUGGAUGGAAAUCCAGGAUUACCAGGAAGACCAGGGGCUGCUGGAAAUGCAGGUGUUCCAGGUUCACAAGGUCUUCCUGGAGUCAGAGGAAGUACAGGUGAACCAGGAGGACAGGGCACACCUGGGCCAAAGGGGGAUAAAGGUGAAAGGGGGGAACCUGGUUCAGUUGUAUCCAGUUUGCCAGGCAGGAAAGGAGAACCAGGCGUCCCAGGAAUACCAGGUACCCCAGGGCGACCCGGCAUAGAAGGAGCCAAAGGAGCCCCUGGAGUUCCAGGUACACGAGGUCAGGAUGGUCGGCCAGGAAUUCCAGGAACACCAGGACUUUCCAUUAAGGGAGAUAAGGGCAGUCAAGGAGAGCGGGGACCUCCAGGAAUAGGAAGCGGCGUGGCCGUGAAGGGUGAAAAGGGCUCCCCUGGUAUUCCAGGAGCUGCAGGUGUCCUGGGACCUAGAGGGCCAGCAGGACCACAGGGCAGUAAAGGGGAUAAGGGCGACGAUGGCACUGGACUGCCUGGACCUCAGGGAAAGCAAGGAGAGCCCGGUGACAGGGGCCCCCGUGGACCUGCAGGCGAGAUUGGCAGCAAGGGCGACAGAGGACAGCCAGGUGAACCUGGGACACGAGGAGACAGAGGGGAGCGAGGGCCUGUUGGGGAGACUGGAGAGAAAGGUGAUCAAGGAAAGGCAGGGAUCCCAGGAACACCAGGCCUGAGAGGUUUACCGGGACCAAGUGGACCAGCAGGAGAAAAGGGAAAUGAAGGAGCACGAGGGGAGCCAGGAAGAAGUAUGCCAGGUUUACAAGGAAGGAAAGGAGAACAGGGAGAACGAGGUCUUCCUGGCUCUGAUGGUCUAAAGGGAGAUAGGGGAGAACCAGGACAAAGAGGAGAGAAAGGUUCUCCAGGUUCAGGAGGCUCAGGUGUUGUUGGACCUAAAGGAGAGCCAGGAGAGCCAGGACGUCCAGGUCUUAAUGGACGACCGGGAGCCAAGGGAGACCCAGGAGAACCAGGCGAGAGAGGAGAGAAUGGUCGCCCGGGAAUCCCUGGAAAACCCGGGCUUGGUGGAAAACCGGGAGAAAAGGGUGAUAAGGGCGAUGAAGGCACACCUGGAGAAUCAGGACUUCCAGGAAAGCCAGGAGAAAGAGGUUUGAGGGGAUUGGCGGGUCAGCCGGGGCGGCCAGGAGAGAAAGGAGACAUGGGAGAUCCAGGAGAGCAUGGGAGAAAUGGCAGUCCUGGACCCGCUGGACCGAGAGGAGAGAAGGGAGAGCAAGGACUUCAAGGGCCUGCAGGGCCACCAGGACAAAUUGCUGAGCUACAGGGUCAGCUGAAAGGAGAGAGAGGAGAGAAGGGUGAUGCUGGCGACCCAGGAGAGCAUGGCGGCAAAGGUCAGAAAGGGGAAGCGGGAACUCCUGGAGCUCCAGGACUGCGAGGUCCAGAGGGACUUAGGGGACCUGCAGGCAUAAAAGGUGACACGGGAGAAAGAGGAUCACCUGGAGAGAAGGGAGAAAGAGGAGCCUCUGGGCUGGAUGGCCGUCCUGGUCUGGAUGGUAAACCAGGCUCUCCUGGACCCCCCGGACUAAGGGGAGAUCCUGGAAAACAAGGUGAUGCUGGGAGAGAUGGAUUGCCAGGACUGAGAGGAGAACAGGGUCCUCGGGGGCCAGCUGGUCCUCCAGGAAAUCCAGGAAUACCUGGUAAAGCAGGCGAAGAUGGCAAACCUGGUCCUCAAGGAAAAAUGGGUGAGGAUGGAGUGCCAGGAGAAGAUGGAAGAAAGGGUGACAAAGGAGAAGACGGGGCAGCUGGGAGAGAUGGCCGUGAUGGACAGAAAGGAGACCGUGGGCCUGCAGGGCCUCCAGGCCCCUCUGGACCCCAGGGGCCUGCUGGAUUGCCUGGCAGCAUUGGCCCUCCUGGACAGGUUGUGUACGUAAAAGGGGCUGAAGCUGCACCCAUUCCGGGUCCACAGGGGCCUCCAGGGACUCCAGGUGUCCCUGGAAUUCCAGGAGCUAUGGGAGCCCGAGGGGAGCGAGGUCCAGCAGGUCCUAAGGGAGAUGCUGGAGACCCGGGAGAGGAUGGGGCUCCUGGUAAACCUGGGACAGCAGUGGAUGUACAAAAAGCACUGACGGGCCUUGGGAUACUGGUAUCUGAUCUGAAGGUGCUUGUAGACAGGAAGGACACAAUUCUAUCUCCUGCAGUGCCAAAGGUUGAAAGGGGUGAAAAGGGAGACAGAGGGGAACCUGGGUCAAGAGGACCAUCUGGAGCAGAUGGCCCCCGUGGUUUUCAAGGAGAUAGGGGACCAAAAGGGGAACAAGGGGAGCGAGGACCCAUCGGACAAACAGGGCCUCCAGGAAGAGCCAUUGUAGAACGAGGACCAGAGGGUCCCCAGGGGCCAGCUGGAGAGCCUGGUAAGCCUGGAAUACCAGGUGUUCCGGGAAGAGCAGGGGAACUUGGAGAGGCUGGAAGACCAGGAGAGAAAGGAGAUAGAGGGGACAAAGGUGACAAAGGCGAAGCUGGUCUAAUUGGAUUACCAGGACCAGCUGGCCCUCCAGGUCAAAAGGGUGAUUCGAUUUUGCCUGGUGUUCCUGGACUUCGAGGCCCUCCGGGACUUAAGGGAGAGCCUGGUUCUUCAGGACCAUUAGGACCCAAAGGAGAGAGGGGUUAUGUAGGACCUCGUGGUGAAAAAGGAGAUAGAGGGGAGCCUGGAGAAAAAGGACGUGAAGGCUCAAUGGGCAUCCCAGGAGAACCUGGAAAACCUGGACAGGAGGGGAAACCAGGCUUGCCUGGGUUCCCAGGAGUUCUAGGCAGACCGGGAAACCCAGGAGAGCCUGGCAUGAGAGGACCAACUGGACCCAUGGGCCCUACUGGUAUGCCAGGUCCACCAGGUAUAAAGGGUAAUCAAGGAGAAGCAGGCAUUGGGAUCCAGGGUCCUCCCGGUGCUCAGGGGAGCACAGGUCGGCCUGGACCAGCAGGUCCCCCAGGAGCUGUUGGUCCGCAGGGGCCCCCAGGAUUGACGGGGCAGGUGGGUGAGGCAGGGAAGCCUGGUGUCCCUGGAAGAGACGGAGUUCCGGGUAAAGAAGGACUACCUGGGUUACCUGGAAAGCAGGGUAUUUCAGGACCUCCAGGGCUGCCUGGCAUUAAGGGGGAGCAGGGAGACAGUGGUCCUCCUGGGAAGGCUGUGAAUGGAGCUCCUGGUCCUAAAGGAGACAGAGGUCCACCAGGUGUAACGCUGCCAGGUACGGUUGGAGAGCGAGGUCUAGCUGGGGAAAAGGGUACCAAGGGAGAAAAAGGUCCUGCUGGCAUCAAAGGAGCCACGGGAAUGGCUGGUGAACCAGGAGAACCUGGAGAGGAUGGAGCACCGGGACCACCAGGGCCUAAAGGAGAUAAGGGAGAGAGGGGUGUUGGACAGACAGGUCCGUCUGGUCGUAUUGGGCCUCCAGGUUUGAAGGGAGAUCCAGGGCUUCCUGGUCCAGCUGGCCCUCCAGGCCCCCAGGGGAAGGCUGGAGAUCCUGGAUUGCCUGGUGUGCGAGGGGAAAGUGGACAACCAGGACCUCCUGGACCCCCGGGAGAGAGGGGCCUCCAGGGGUUUGCUGGCCGCCCGGGAAACACUGGGCCUCCUGGACCUCCUGGGCCUGCGGGACAGGCAGGUAAAACAGGAGAACCUGGAGAACGAGGAUCCACCGGAUUUCCAGGUGCCCGCGGACCUGGUGGACAGAAGGGAGAAGCAGGUGAUCCUGGAGUUCCUGGUGAAUCGGGUUUACCCGGAAAAGAUGGCCUAUUGGGGCGUAAAGGGGAAAAGGGAGAAGUCGGUAUCAGUGGACUGAGAGGAAUCAAGGGCGACCGUGGACCCAAGGGGGCUUGUGGAGCUGAUGGACCCAAAGGAGAAAAGGGGGAUUCAGGCAUUCAUGGACGAUCAGGCUUACCAGGGAGAAAGGGUGAACAGGGCGACAUCGGGCCUGCUGGGGCCCCUGGGAUUCCAGGAAAAGAGGGACUUAUUGGCCCAAAGGGUGAUCGAGGUUUUGAUGGAGCUGAUGGACCUAAAGGAGCUCAAGGAGAGAAAGGUGAAAGGGGAGCAUCUGGUAUACCUGGUCCUCCAGGUCCCAGAGGGCUAGAUGGCCCCCCUGGCUUGACUGGCCCACAAGGACCAGCUGGUGCGAAAGGCCCUGAGGGACUCCAAGGACAGAAGGGGGAGAGAGGUCCUAUUGGUCCUGCAAUGGUGGGUCCUCGGGGUAUCCCAGGAAUCCCAGGAGAGAGAGGAGAGCAGGGAGACAUGGGACCAGAUGGAGCCAAGGGAGACAGAGGAGAGCCAGGCAUGACGGAAGAUGAGAUCAGAGAGUAUGUUCGCACUGAAAUGAAACAGCACUGUGCAUGUGGAGGUUCAAGCCCUGACACUCUGUCCCAGCCCGCAUUCAGGGCUCGACCUACAACAGAGCAAGAACUGGUACUGAAUGGUGAGAAGGGACGGGAGCUGCGUGUGGUGGUAAACACCAAUGACCCAGAGUACGAGCACAUCUAUUCCAUUGAGGCCCUGGACGAACCCACGGACGACCUGCUCUACUUCUCCACAGAAUCAGCCAAUCACACUGAAGGUGAAGAUUUAAAAACUGUUUUGGAAAAGUCUGCCAAAGUAGAUCCAAAUAAAUCAAGCACUGCAGCCUUCACUGGAAAAACGUCUGAAAAAAGUCAGAAAAAAGGGAAAGCUCCGCCUCUGACUAGGGAGAACUCAGGAUCAGUCAGGCCCAAGAGGAGUCUGCAAGAGGAAGGUUUAACAGACCUUUGUCUGCUGCCCAUGGAUGAGGGCAGCUGUCAGAGGUACACCCUGCGCUGGUACUUCAACAGCCAGGUUCAAGCCUGCAGGCCUUUCAUCUACAGCGGCUGCAAAGGAAACAACAACCGGUUCCUUCACCAAGAGGAGUGUGAGGAGGCCUGCCUCAGGAAGAACAAAGAUAUUCAACCAUUAGAAAUACCACGGUGAUUAUGGCUACCUUUGCUCCACCACAAGAAUGUUGUUGUUUUGUUUUUUGCUGAUUUUGUUGCAGAUGUCAGUUGUUUUUUGUUUAUUUAUUGCUUCAUCACACCUAGGAAGACUUGACGCUGCUUUCAAAGGUCCAUAUUACUUCCCAGUUCAUUUUUUUUCCAAACUAAAUUGCAGUUUUUAUGUUUAGACAUAAUUUAUUAUUCUGACACCAUGUUAUUUCUAUGUCUUGAACUUGAGAAACAAAUCUUUUUAUACAGUAAAUCAUUAACACAGCUUUAAGGUAUUUUAGUACCUUUCAGUAUACAUAUUCAUAUAAGUAUAUGUAAUACAUAUAAGUGCAAAUUAAGCAAGGAGAGAUUAAGAACAACUCAACUCACCUUAUUGUGUAGCACAUACAAAAGAAAUAUAUUUUUAUUGGUGUUUGGUUAAAGUUAUAAAGAAUAUGUUUACAUAGAGGCUAAACCAGUGAGAAACUCUGAGAUGCAAAAUGUGUAUUAACACAUCAGUGUAAUAAUUACUCCCAUAUUAGAUAUGAAAUUAAAUGGAAGCAAUGAUUUAAAGAAAACUGCAAUUAAGAUGCAGAGC
This is a messenger RNA of Cyprinodon variegatus (sheepshead minnow), 9747 nucleotides long. RefSeq names its product collagen, type VII, alpha 1 (gene col7a1). Gene Ontology annotation, molecular function: protein binding; serine-type endopeptidase inhibitor activity. Bases 250 to 9159 code for a protein of 2969 amino acids. The record is from RefSeq and is a predicted model, not a curated record. Lineage: Eukaryota; Metazoa; Chordata; Actinopteri; Cyprinodontiformes; Cyprinodontidae. The transcript has 112 exons.